Coniophora puteana RWD-64-598 SS2 is the source of this 870-nucleotide messenger RNA. RefSeq names its product alpha beta-hydrolase. Bases 1 to 870 code for a protein of 289 amino acids. NCBI's taxonomy places the organism in Eukaryota, Fungi, Basidiomycota, Agaricomycetes, Boletales, Coniophoraceae. The transcript has 3 exons. The record is from RefSeq and is a predicted model, not a curated record.
AUGGCUUCUAACACUGACGACAACGCUCUUCUUGCUCCCCGUAACGUCUGGGGAUCCCCCUACUCUCCGAAACGCGCUUUGCUCCUACAUGGGCUUACCUGUUCGCCCCACUGUAUGAUUUACAUCGCUGAGAAGCUCUCUGAACAUGGAUACUACGUCAUUGCUCCUGACCUACCUGGGCAUGGCAUAGGCGCUCGCGUCGAAACAUACACAUGGGACGUCAUGGAUAACGCCGUCGUCGCGCUUUUCACCGAGGCCACUUACAACCUCGUCGUCGGAUUUUCUAUGGGAGGCGUGCUCGCACUUCGCGCCAUCCACAAGCUCCCGCCUGUAUACCACGAGCGUAGUCAACUCACGCGCGUCGUACUCUUGGACCCACCCAUCCGUAACGCAGACGGGCUUUCAUCCGCAUACUACGCACUGUUCAGCGACCUCACUCGGAACCCGCCAAAACCGGAAUUCUUUUUGGAGCAUUUUCCGCGCUGGACACAGAAGGACGCCGUUCUGCAAGUUCUUGCGAGCGAGCUGUGCGACCCACUCGUCGUUGAUCAUCUUCUUCAGCCUCCGCGAGUAUGGGCUCAUCACGAGUAUCUCGCUAACGUACCGUCGUGCAUUGAGCUUAUAUUCCUGUUUGGAGACACCGAGACGGGCGGCAUAUGCUGUAUAAAGGAACUCGAUCCCUACCCACAGUACGAAAGAAGGAUCAUUAAGGGCGCCUCACACUGGAUCCCGUACGAAUUCCCCGGAGAGGUCGUCGAGGCGUGUAUCGCCCCUGAGAAGGAAUCAAGCCAAUCCAAGCAUAAAUCAAGGAACCAGAGAUUAUCUUGGAGCAGCUGGAUUGGGUACCUCACGGAUUGGAGCUCUUUGUAA